Molecule: messenger RNA, 2501 nt
Organism: Microcebus murinus (gray mouse lemur)
Lineage: Eukaryota; Metazoa; Chordata; Mammalia; Primates; Cheirogaleidae
Gene: PPP2R1A
Product: protein phosphatase 2 scaffold subunit Aalpha
Biological process (GO): chromosome segregation; protein dephosphorylation
Cellular component (GO): protein phosphatase type 2A complex; cytosol; nucleus
Molecular function (GO): protein binding; protein phosphatase regulator activity
Source: RefSeq, a predicted model, not a curated record
UGGUCGCUAAGACAUCCCGUACUUCCGCUUUCUACCCCAUCCCCUUUCCCAGGCUCCGGCGAGCCAAAUCACCUCUAUUCGACCAAUGGCAAAUGGCAAAUGGGCAGUGGGCGGGACUUCAUUUGUCCGGACCAACGAAACGCGGGCUCAGCUUGGCGUAGCGCGGCCAAUGACCGUGGGGCAGCCCCUGUAAAGGGGGCCGGGCGCCCCCACGCCCGCCUUUCCUCCUCCCAGCCCUGCCCCUUCCUAUCCCCGUUUCAGCCACAGCGCUGGUCGCAGUCUGACAGGAACGGGACGGAGCCAAGAUGGCGGCGGCCGACGGCGAUGACUCGCUCUACCCUAUCGCGGUGCUCAUAGAUGAACUCCGCAACGAGGAUGUUCAGCUUCGCCUCAACAGCAUCAAGAAGCUGUCCACCAUUGCCUUGGCGCUUGGGGUCGAAAGGACCCGAAGUGAGCUUCUGCCCUUCCUUACAGACACCAUCUACGAUGAAGAUGAGGUCCUCUUGGCCCUGGCAGAACAGCUGGGAACCUUCACUACUCUGGUUGGAGGCCCAGAGUACGUGCACUGCCUGCUGCCACCCCUGGAGUCGCUAGCCACGGUGGAGGAGACGGUGGUACGUGAUAAGGCAGUGGAGUCCUUGAGGGCCAUCUCGCAUGAGCACUCGCCCUCUGACCUGGAGGCCCAUUUUGUACCACUGGUGAAGCGUCUGGCGGGUGGCGACUGGUUCACCUCCCGCACCUCAGCCUGUGGCCUCUUCUCCGUCUGCUACCCCAGGGUAUCCAGUGCUGUCAAGGCGGAACUUCGACAGUAUUUCCGGAACCUGUGCUCAGAUGACACCCCCAUGGUGCGGCGGGCCGCAGCCUCCAAGCUGGGGGAGUUCGCCAAGGUGCUGGAGCUGGACAAUGUUAAGAGUGAGAUCAUCCCCAUGUUCUCCAACCUAGCCUCUGACGAGCAGGACUCGGUGCGGCUGCUGGCAGUGGAGGCAUGCGUGAACAUUGCCCAGCUCCUGCCCCAGGAGGAUCUGGAGGCUUUGGUGAUGCCCACCCUACGCCAGGCUGCUGAAGACAAGUCCUGGCGCGUCCGUUACAUGGUGGCUGACAAGUUCACAGAGCUCCAGAAAGCAGUGGGGCCUGAGAUCACCAAGACAGACCUGGUCCCUGCCUUCCAGAACCUGAUGAAGGACUGUGAGGCCGAGGUGAGGGCCGCAGCCUCCCACAAGGUCAAAGAGUUCUGUGAAAAUCUGUCAGCUGACUGUCGGGAGAAUGUGAUCAUGACCCAGAUCUUGCCCUGUAUCAAGGAGCUGGUGUCAGAUGCUAACCAACAUGUCAAGUCAGCCCUGGCCUCAGUCAUCAUGGGCCUCUCUCCCAUCUUGGGCAAAGAUAACACCAUUGAGCACCUCUUGCCCCUCUUCCUGGCUCAGCUGAAGGAUGAGUGCCCUGAGGUGCGAUUGAACAUCAUCUCCAACCUGGACUGUGUGAACGAGGUGAUUGGCAUCCGGCAGCUGUCCCAGUCCCUGCUCCCUGCCAUCGUGGAGCUGGCUGAGGAUGCUAAGUGGCGGGUGCGACUGGCCAUCAUAGAGUACAUGCCCCUGCUGGCUGGACAGCUGGGUGUGGAGUUCUUUGAUGAGAAACUCAACUCCUUGUGCAUGGCCUGGCUGGUGGAUCAUGUCUAUGCCAUCCGUGAGGCGGCCACCAGCAACCUGAAGAAACUGGUGGAGAAGUUUGGGAAGGAGUGGGCCCAUGCCACCAUCAUCCCCAAAGUCUUGGCCAUGUCUGGAGACCCCAACUACUUGCACCGCAUGACUACACUCUUCUGCAUCAAUGUGCUGUCUGAAGUCUGUGGGCAGGACAUCACCACCAAGCACAUGCUGCCCACAGUCCUACGUAUGGCUGGAGACCCAGUUGCCAAUGUCCGCUUCAACGUGGCCAAGUCCCUGCAGAAGAUUGGGCCCAUCCUGGACAACAGCACCCUGCAGAGUGAAGUCAAGCCUAUCCUAGAGAAGCUGACCCAGGACCAGGAUGUGGAUGUCAAGUACUUUGCCCAGGAGGCACUGACUGUUCUGUCUCUCGCCUGAUGCUGCAAGAGGAGCCAACUCUGGUGUCCACCCUUCAGCUGUCCCCAAGUCCUCCCUCGGGGAGGCAAUGGGGACCUUGGCUAUCUCUCCCUGUGCAUGGUCUGACCCCAGGCCCCUUCCCCUGCACGGUUCGUCCUCUCCCCAGCCUGGGAAGACUGCUCUCUGACCACCUCCCUGGGGCUGGGGGAGCAUGAGGGUGGGACAGGAUGGUGACCCUGGAGCCACUCCGCCCAUGUUGGGGAGAGACGUGAGCAUCCCAGGUCAUUGGUUCCUGCUGCUGUAAUGAGGAUGCCCUCCCCCAUCUACUUCUCCGCCUCCCUUUCUCCCCUCUCAGUGGUUUUUUGUGUCAACUGUGUCGUUUUUUUUUUUUUCCUUUUUUUUUUUUUUUUGCCCUUUUCACAGAGAAAUAAAGGUCUAGAAAUAGUC